CUUGGCGCGGAAAGAUAAAUUUGUGUUCAAUUUUAUUGCUGUGUUCUCGAGGUGGUUAAGUGGUGUUUUCAAGGAAUAAUGGCUCUAAGUUAUGUCUGUAUUUUAGUGUUAAUUGGCUUUAUUGAGUUAACCAAUAGCCAACAAAUAACUAAAUUCUCCGUCCCGCCUCAAGAAGCCCACGAGGCUCUUCUGGUCUGCCAGUACGACUUGAACGGUUCCAAACUGUACGACGUGAAAUGGUACAAAGACGACCAGAACUUCUUCAGGUGCAGCGACAACGGAGUGCAGAAGUACCAAGUGGAAGGCGUCAAAGUUUCCUCGUGGGAACCGAUGGCGAGCUCAUGCUCUUUAACCCUUACCAGAUUGACCUCUCAAAGUGCGGGGAUGUACAGAUGCGAGGUCACAUUGGAAACGCCAUCUUUCACAACGUUGUCCAAAAGGGGCGAGCUUAGGGUGACGUCUGCCUUUAAGCUUGUUCAGCCUAUAGAAUCAACCACAAGGCACUUUGAAAGCAGUACAACUCCAAGUUCAUCUACAUCAAGUUCUUCAAGUUUUAGGAGAACAAAUUUAGUUUUUGUAACUGUUAUAUAUUUAAUUUUAAUGUUUUUUUAUAAUUUAUAAUAUUAU
Brassicogethes aeneus is the source of this 627-nucleotide messenger RNA. The record is from the annotation of a GenBank genome assembly. NCBI's taxonomy places the organism in Eukaryota, Metazoa, Arthropoda, Insecta, Coleoptera, Nitidulidae.